This is a messenger RNA of Bursaphelenchus xylophilus (pine wood nematode), 1098 nucleotides long. NCBI's taxonomy places the organism in Eukaryota, Metazoa, Nematoda, Chromadorea, Rhabditida, Aphelenchoididae. The record is from the annotation of a GenBank genome assembly.
AUGCACAUUGAAAAAAAGAAGGCAAACUCUACUGAAUUCGAAAAAAUCGCUGCAGCAGAUUCAGUGGCUGUUAUCCAAGGUAUUGGAGCAACCUUUAUGCAAAAUUUGAAGGUCACCAUCAAUGGAAAUGAAGUCUAUAAUUCUAACUGCCUGCAGUCGUAUAAGUCCUAUCUAGAAAUGCUCCUGAGUUAUCCUGAUGAUGCUAUGAGUUCGCAUAUGCAAAUGGUAGGAUGGUUUAGCGAAACUACAUUAGAUGACCCGAAGGAUAAUGGCUUUUUAAAACGAAAAAAAUUAAUGGCAGAUGGAAAACAGCAGUUUAUUACUAGAAUCUUCUCGGAUGUUUGUCAAAUACCCCAAUAUAUGGUUAAUCAUGUUAACAUGACUUUGGAGAUCCAACCUCAACGUGACAACUUUUGUCUCCAAGCCUAUGAUGAAGGAGAAUACCGUUUAGUAAUCGAUAGCAUCAAGUUGUAUGUCAAGACUAUUACACUUAAUGAUGGAGUAGCGGUUGGUUUUGCCAAUUCACUACUGAGAAACCCCGCAAUUUACCCUAUGAAGCGUACUGAAAUGAAGUCUUUCUACAUUGGUGCAGGAAGAUCCGAGACAAAUAUUUCUCUGUUCCAAGACCAGAUUCCUACCAAAGUAAUUCUAGGACUAGUUCCUCAUGCUAAUUUUCAAUCCAAUUCAAAGUUGUCUCCCUUCAAAUUUUCUAAUGGUGAUCUCCGUUCGGUAACCCUUUCUGCCAAUGGUCAACUACACCCCCACGUUGAUUUUGACAUGGACUUUAAAAAUAACAAAUAUCUCAAAGCCUAUCAUCAAUUGCAAGAAACCCUGAAUUACGCAUUCUCGAAGGAGUCAAAUACAAUCUGUCGGAGUAAAUUCAAAACUGAUUUUUGUCUGUUUGCCUUCAAUCUAACUUCAGACUUGGAAGAAGACGAGGAGUCGUUUGACUUGAUUAAAAAAGGAAGUACUACACUCAAUCUCAAGUUUAACUCGGUAGUGCCAGAAAAUGGUUAUGUGUUAAUCGUCUAUGCCCAAUUCCAAAAUCUUUUGUUAAUUGACAAUAUGAGAAAUGUCUCUACUGACAUUACAGCUUAA